Tripterygium wilfordii is the source of this 1625-nucleotide messenger RNA. Its product is annotated as (S)-2-hydroxy-acid oxidase GLO1. The coding region runs from base 243 to 1352 and encodes 369 amino acids. Gene Ontology annotation, cellular component: peroxisome. The transcript has 12 exons. The record is from RefSeq and is a predicted model, not a curated record. Lineage: Eukaryota; Viridiplantae; Streptophyta; Magnoliopsida; Celastrales; Celastraceae. Gene Ontology annotation, molecular function: FMN binding; oxidoreductase activity.
GUCGAGACUGAUCGACGAAGACAGCGCCACCUAUGUUGUCUUUUUCCUUCUUCAAAUAUGUGGAAUUUCCUUUUACGGGUUUUUUUUUUGGGAAUGGAAAUGAUAAUGAAGAAGAAAAGCCGUGAAACACACAAAUGAUUUGUGGAUGAGAGGCAACCAAAUUGGCUUGGCAGGAUUUGGUCUGAAAUGCUCACCUUCAAAUGCUCAUCCACUUCCAAUGGCAUUGACCAUUUAUUGUCGAGAUGGAGAUCACCAACGUCACUGAAUAUGAGGCAAUUGCAAAGCAAAAACUGCCAAAGAUGGUGUAUGACUACUAUGCAUCUGGUGCAGAGGACCAGUGGACUCUCCAAGAGAAUAGAAAUGCAUUCUCAAGAAUUCUGUUCCGACCCCGUAUUCUUAUUGAUGUGAGCAACAUUGACAUGACGACUACUGUCUUGGGCUUCAAAAUAUCAAUGCCAAUCAUGAUUGCCCCAACAGCGAUGCAAAAGAUGGCUCAUCCAGAGGGGGAGUAUGCAACAGCCAGAGCUGCAUCGGCUGCUGGAACUAUCAUGACAUUAUCCUCAUGGGCUACUUCCAGUGUCGAAGAGGUCGCUUCAACAGGACCUGGCAUCCGCUUUUUCCAGCUUUAUGUACACAGAGACAGGAAUGUUGUCGCUCAGCUUGUGAGAAGAGCUGAAAGGGCUGGAUUCAAGGCUAUUGCUCUUACAGUUGAUACCCCAAGGCUAGGUCGUAGAGAGGCUGACAUUAAAAAUAGGUUUACUCUACCCCCAUUUUUGACAUUAAAGAACUUUGAAGGUUUGGACCUGGGCAAGAUGGACAAAGCCGAUGACUCUGGCCUCGCAUCAUAUGUUGCUGGCCAAAUUGAUCGUUCUCUUAGCUGGAAGGAUGUGCAGUGGCUUCAAACAAUCACCAAACUGCCAAUUUUUGUCAAGGGUGUACUCACUGCUGAGGAUGCAAGGAUAGCUGUACAAGCUGGAGCAGCUGGUAUUAUUGUGUCUAACCAUGGCGCUCGCCAACUUGAUUAUGUCCCUGCCACAAUCAUUGCCUUGGAAGAGGUUGUCAAAGCUGCACAAGGGCGGAUACCUGUGUUCUUGGAUGGUGGUGUUCGACGUGGAACAGACGUCUUCAAGGCAUUGGCACUAGGAGCAUCUGGCAUAUUCAUUGGACGGCCUGUGGUGUUCUCGUUGGCUGCGGAAGGAGAGGCUGGUGUGAGAAAAGUACUUCAAAUGCUGCGUGAUGAGUUCGAGCUAACCAUGGCACUAAGUGGCUGCCGUUCUCUCAAGGAAAUCACUCGUAAUCACAUUGUGACUGACUGGGACGUCCCACUCCCUCAUCCGGUACCCAAGUUAUAGAAAUUGCUCGAAGAUAACUUGUUUUAUAAACCCUAAUGCACGUAUACUUAAUGUGUAUUUGAGUCUUCAAGAAAUCUGCCUAUUUCUGAAGAGAACUUGUUUCACUUUCGACGACUCUGAGAGAAUUCUGGGACUUUGGUCUUUUUUCAUUUUCGAUGCAUUUUCAUGGCUACCUUCUGCUUCAUUGUAUAUAUCUCUAUAUAUAUUGGUCUUACAAUGGGACUUGCUUGAAUCUAUGGGUUUAUAAAAACAUGUACUCUGCUUUUCCUAAUA